Camellia sinensis is the source of this 874-nucleotide messenger RNA. RefSeq names its product AWPM-19-like family protein. NCBI's taxonomy places the organism in Eukaryota, Viridiplantae, Streptophyta, Magnoliopsida, Ericales, Theaceae. The record is from RefSeq and is a predicted model, not a curated record.
AGAUCAACAAGUGUGUUUCCAAUCAGAGUUUUCUCUAGAUCAAAAACAUUAAAAAAAAUUAGAGUUUUCUCUUCUUUCUUCUUUCUGUCUCCAAACAAGCUUCAAAGACCAUGGCUUCCGGAGCGGGCAAAUCUGCAGCGUUCGUUCUCUUAAUCCUCAAUAUGAUACUGUACCUCAUUGUCAUCGCAAUCACCGGGUGGGCUGUCAAUCAUGCCAUCGUAUAUUCUCGCGAAACAGCAUCUGUAUUGCCAAUCCCAGCUCGGAUUUUUCCAAUAUAUUUUCCAUUUGGAAAUAUGGCCACCGGUGUCUUCGUGAUUUUCUCUCUCAUUGCCGGCGUUGUGGGCUUCUUCACCUGCAUCACCGGUAUUGUUGAUGUAAUCCAGUGGACUCUUCCUCACUUGCAUUCAGCUGCAGCCUCUUCUCUUAUAACAUGGUCGCUUACUCUACUUGCCACGGGAUUCGCAUGCAAAGAGAUUAAUAUAGGCUGGACAGGUUCAAACUUGCGGAGUUUGGAAAUCAUUAUGAUAUUUUUGAGUGCUACACAAUUGUUUUGCAUGGGAGCUAUCCAUGCAGGGGUUGAAGAUGUUGCUACCAGACAGAGGAUGCGCGGAGGAAUGUUUUGAGCUUCAAAUUAAUAUAAUUUCCACUUAUGAUGUUUAUAGCUCUAUUUAUCCAUGAAUUAUAUGUUCAAAAAUGAAAAUUAUGUACUUACUUUUCUUGUUUUUUUGUUGCUUUGUUUUGUUUUGUUUUUCUUCCAUAUUUUAGUGUAUAUUUUAAGAAGAUUGUAAAGGUUUGUUGAGGUGCUUGCCCUCACAUGGUGUGUGGAAAUUGUGAUAUUUCUUUUUCUAUGCAUGAACUUACAAAUUUCAAGCAA